Molecule: messenger RNA, 1512 nt
Organism: Sclerotinia borealis F-4128
Lineage: Eukaryota; Fungi; Ascomycota; Leotiomycetes; Helotiales; Sclerotiniaceae
Source: the annotation of a GenBank genome assembly
AUGACGUCCGUUGAUGCGAAACUGCUGAAGUCAACCAAAUUUCCACUCGAAUUCAACCAGAAAGUCGACUUCCAGAAGGUUAAUUUGGAGGUAAUGAAAAAGUGGAUCGCUGGAAAGAUAUCAGAUAUAUUGGGAACUGAAGAUGAUGUCGUAAUUGAACUGUGCUUCAAUUUAAUCGAGGGUUCUCGCUAUCCAGAUAUCAAAAAAUUACAAAUACAACUCACCGGUUUUCUCGAUAAAGAUACCCCGGCUUUUUGCAAGGAGUUAUGGAAGCUUUGUUUGAGUGCGCAGACCAAUCCUCAAGGUGUUCCCAAGGAACUUCUUGAGGCGAAGAAGUUGGAACUCAUACAAGAAAAGAUACAAGCUGAGCAGGCUGCAGAUGAGGCACGUCAACGCCGCGAAGAUGGUGAACGGAGAGACCGCGAAAUGCAUGCAAUAAGAAAUCGUGAACGAGGCGAUCGCGGCGGACGUGGGCGAGGAGGAGAUAGCUGGCGCGGUGGUCGCGGGGAUCGAGAUUUUGAUCGAAAUGGCGGCAGAGGAUUUGAUCGAAGAGGUCCAAGAUAUUCGAGGUCACCACGUGGAGGCCGAAACAAUAGAGAUUAUGGUCCGCCGCCUCGAAGAGAAUUCGAUACUUACGUUCCCGCAGGGCGUGGUAGACGGGACGAAAGACGAAGACCAUCUUCAUCACGCUCUAGGUCACCUUCAAGAUCAAAGUCUGCAUCACGAUCUCCAUCAAGACGACGCAGCCGGUCAGCUUCAGAAUCUCGGUCACCGUCACCUCGUAGACGGAGGUCCAGAUCGCCAGAUAGACGCAACCGUGGGAGAGGUGGCAGGGGACGCGCGAGAAGCCCAGAAAGAAGACCUCGCCGUAGAUCCCCUUCACCUUCGAAAUCCCGCUCUCCGCCUCGAAAGCGGAGAAGAGCUUCAACUGAAUCUUUAAGUCGUUCCCCACCGCCGAAGUCUCGCAGAUACAAUCGUCGCAACACAAGUUCUAGAUCUAGGUCUCGAUCCACUUCUGCCUCACUAAGCCGUAGCCCAGCUCCACGGAAGAGAACUACUUUAUCCCCAACUCCUGUCAGAAAUGAUAGACGAGGUAGUCGCGAUCAGAGGCGACUAACGCGGAGCAUUAGCCGAAGUGCUUCUCCCCCUGCUAGAAGUAGUAGGAGUCCUGUCAAGGAUGAAAGUCGCGACGGAAGGAUUGAUAAUGGGAAGAGACGCCGUUCUAUGCAAAGAUAUGAACCCGCAAACCGAAGAAGAAGAAAUAGUUCUUCAGGUGUAGAGGAUGCAAGAGACCAAAGGGCUGAUACUGAAGAAAAAAGCGAUAGGGGUUCGCCAAACCGAGAAGUCGAAGCCGCUAAAUCAGCUGGAUCUGCCGAACCUACAGAGAAUUUGAGAAAAGAUCCGCAGAAAUUGGCCACCGAAUUACGAGAAAAAUUGAUGAGGGAAAAGAUCAAGAAGAUGAGAGCUUCGAGCACCACCGAACAUUCAAUAUCUCAUGCUAACGCUCGUUGA